This is a messenger RNA of Fonsecaea erecta, 450 nucleotides long. RefSeq lists its product as hypothetical. NCBI's taxonomy places the organism in Eukaryota, Fungi, Ascomycota, Eurotiomycetes, Chaetothyriales, Herpotrichiellaceae. The coding region runs from base 1 to 450 and encodes 149 amino acids. The record is from RefSeq and is a predicted model, not a curated record. The transcript is spliced from 3 exons.
AUGACGGCUUUCUUCAAGGGCCAGCGAGCCAUCGUCUCUGUGCCCACGGUCCUGUAUAGCGAGAUCGCCUUCGACCGGCACAGCAGCCCUUGUUCGAACAUAGCUGGCAAUGACGCGUUGGGGCAAGUCGCGCGCCCAGCACAAGGAAAUGGUAGACGGGAGCUGCACAGGGAACUAUUCUCGACAUUACGCAGUCCCCUGUCGCUCGUGGCCCUCGAAUCGACGGGCGGUCAUGAUCUCAAGCUCGGAGUGACCUUGAGGAACACCAAGGGCGAGCAGAAGAAGACACGGUUGGAAAUUGACCGCCUGCUCACCUGCUCGUCGGCCGUCAAGGUGGACGAAGCGUGCGGCAGAGGACGAGACAAGGGGAGGCUGGGGAAACAAAAAGAGAACGAGCCUGGGUCGAGAACAGACCAGGAGAACAAUGAGACAAAACAGGCCGAGAAAUAA